UUCUCUUUUACAGUUGUUUUAUUUUUGGAAAGUAAUUGAAAGUGAGAAAAGUAUUGAAGUUGUGUUAAGAAGAAGUUGAGUCCACUUGCGGUCCAUCAAAAACAAAAAACAAAAAAAAAAAAGAAAACAAAUAAAGCGAAGGAAACAGGGAAUAAUAAUACAAGAACUUACCAUUAUACAUAAUUACAAUAUUAGUAAUGUUAUUUAAUGUGAUGGCUUAUAAUGCUGUUAGUUAUUGUUACGAUACAUCGGAUUUUUCUUAUAGAUUAAGGCCCCACGAUUUUGUGGGCCCGCCAGAACUUCUGUUACUAAUAGUUAAGUAAAGCUGAAUAACAAGUUCAAAGUAAAAGUAAUAAAUAAAAACCUUUAAAAAAAAAUCUUUGCAAAAAAAAAAAAAAUUAAAACUCAUUUAUAAUUAAAUUCGCUUUGAAGCAGCAUUGUAGUCCUUAUGUUGCAAUCAGGCAUAAUCGUUGUUGAAAAACCUCCAUCAAUAGCAACUCAACAGCAAAAGCAAAAACCAAAUCACGAAAUUCAAUAUGUCGAAUAUUACGAGCCAACUGAUCCGCCUCUUCAGCAUCAUCAUGCAAUCGUUCUGGAUAAUAAUUUUGCAUUACCACACAAUCAAUCCACACAAAAUAAUCAUCAACGAAUAACUCAAAUGUUACAAUUAAGCGAACAACCUAAUGCUGCUACAACAUCUAAUAUUAUAGUACCAACAGCGGAUUUUGCAUCAAAUCAAAUUUUUAAAAUAGUGAGUACAGAUGGUGCAGGUGGUAUAGAGAGUCGGCAAAUGUUUAUAGAUGCAUCAACGAAUUCUAAAAUGUUGCUUGGUAAUAUAACGAUGUUGCCAAAGCAAGUAGGAAAUGCCACAAAUGCAAAUAAUAUCAGCGUAUUGCCAACUCCACAAAAUAAUCAGCAACCGCAAACUAUAAAUUUUGUAGGUACGAAAAAUAUACCAUACAUUAGCGGAGGAAAUACAGCUCAAUUGAAUGGUAAAAAAUUUCCUACGAAAAAUGCAAAUGUCAAGAAUCAAAUACAAACGACAGGUACAUUUGUCCAGCAAACACCGCAGCAUGUGGUGCAUAAGGUAAAUGUGCCAACGAAAGUGAUUUCACGUAUGCCGACCAUUGUACAACAAGCCACAAAUAACACCAAUCACAAUAUCACACAACAACCAUCAACAAAUCAUCCGUAUGUGGUAUCUCAGUCACACAAAUAUGUAACUGCUAGCAGCAGUAAUAUACCAAAGAUUGGUAAUAUUAUAAAGAAGAAUGUAAAUAAAAGUUGUCAGAAUAAAAUAUCCGCUAAUAAUACACAGCAACAAGGCACUGUAAAAACGUUUAUAGCUCAGCAAGCCUAUCAAUACCAUCCAAAUAACAAUAAUAAAAUCACUAAAACUAAAUUACUUAAACAAUUAGGCAAUACCACUGGUGGCGGAGUCUCAAUUGCAACAUUGCCACUGCAGCAGAGUUUUGGUACCUAUACGAUAAACUCAAAUAAAUUAAAUAGCAGUAAUCAAAAUAAUGCGACAACUAAAGUUACUAAAAUGACUAACAACAAAUUUAUAAUGCAAAAUCAGCCGCAACAUGUUGCUACAUUACCGCAGGGUACGCAACUACAACAUAAAACUAUGCAGGCUACACAGCCACAAAGUAAUAUUGUUGUACAACAGCAAAUACUUCCAAAUUCGAUAGUUGGUGGCAAUAGUAAUUCAAGCGCUUCCAAUAGUAACAUUAAGUAUGUUAAUUCACAAGGUGCUGUUAUACAACAACAUCAAACACAUCCUAGCUCACAGCAUAGUCAAAAAUAUCGCCAACAGUUUCUGGAGACGCCUGUCUGUAUACAACGUGAAAAUAAUACAGUGACGAAUAAUGCAUCUUCUGCAAUCAGUAACUAUCAGACAGAACUCGAUAUGACCGAUGAGAUGUCUGCGCGCAUUCUACAAAGUAUGGCCCAAAAACAUUUUAAUAAGCAACAAGCACAACAUCAUCAGCAAAAACUCAAAGUAUUGCCAUCGCAGUCACAACCCCAUUAUAUAAUACAGAACUCGCCGGGCAGUACAAAUAUUGUCUUGUCUCCGAACGAUUUUUCUACUUAUAAUUCCCAACAACAAAAUUCUUACAUGCCUAUCUCUGCGAAGACAUUAAUAACAAAUGUUGCUAGCAAUUCAGCGCCGUCAAUUUCCUUAUCAAAUGCAAACGCAGAAAAAAAUCACAGUACCUCUGUCAAUAGAUCACAAUCACUAGAACGGAAACAACUUGAUACGAAUUCUGCGAAAAGGGCAACUGAGUUCAUCAAAAACAGCAACGCCAGUUCGCCUGUCUAUCGAAACAAUAAUAAUUUUAAUGGAUUAAGCGUUGGGGCUCUACCAACAACAGAAUCAGUUGCUUUUAUACAGUCAAUUAAGCAGAAUACUGAUACCACUCUUAUAUCGACUAAUAGUUACAGUGCUAAUACUACAGCAAACUUAUCUCAGGAUGACGAUAUUAUUGGUGAAGAAGUAAGACCAUUGCCCAUUACAGAUGAUGUAAAAUUACAUUGUUUACAUGCGGUGUGGCUUGAUCAUACCUAUGCAAAUGCAGCGCCGACACGUUUAACAACGGAAGCUGUGAACAAUAAUGCUAAUAGCAGUACAUUACAUAAAACUGUUAGCAAUAGUGGACAUAUAGAAGCACAACCAAGCUCAUCAUUGGUUGCUAAUCCAGUAUCAAAUAAUUGGACAUUGGGAGGAAUCAGUGCUACAUCUGCAAAUAACGCACCUAGUGAUAUUACAGUAAUAACUGUACCCAAUUCUCUAACGUCGACUUCAAGCGGAACGCCAUCAGUAUAUUCAUUAUAUGGACAACAGAUAACGAGGCAGCCUCAAGACGAUGACGCACAUUCAGCUAUAAGUAAUGGUUCACGAGUUGCAACUGGUGAUAUAGACCCUGGAGAAGAAACAGAGACGGCGCCAGAAGCUGAAGCGGAAGAUGACUCUUUAACUCGUUGUAUAUGUGAUUUGACCCAUGAUGAUGGUUACAUGAUUUGUUGUGAUAAGUGCUCUGCAUGGCAACAUGUGGAUUGCAUGGGUAUUGAAAGACAUAAUAUUCCUGAAGAAUAUUUGUGUGAAAUAUGUCAACCAAGGCCUGUAGAUAAAGUACGUGCUCGUCAAAUACAAUUAAUGAUACGCAAAGAGCAAGCACUUUCCAUGCAAUCGGGCGUAUCUACUUUAGUAGAUGCUGCAGGUGUUAUUGCUGCUUCAAAAAUGCAUUUUAAUGAGAAUAUAAAUAGACCUGGUGCUAAUAUAUCACAGAAGGAUACCUUGCAAAAUAGUAAGAAUAGUGGAGUGUUAAAAAAGGGUAAGGUUCUUAAGAAAACAAAGGAGACUGGCGUUAAAAAACUCAAAAGAGAUAAAAAUGGUGAAGUAUUUUCUAGUGGCAAAAAUAUUCGCAAAGAAGCAAAGAAAAAUACCAAACGCAAGUCCAAAACAACAGAAAAUAGUGCACAUCCAGUUAAACAAUCCAAUCAUAUGAGUAAUUUAAUAGAGCAUUAUGAACAUGCCAUGACGAACCACUACUCUCAACAGUUGAGAGCGCGAAUUUAUUCCUUGACAAAAGUUCCAAGUAUAAUGCAGGCCAUAAAUAUGAAGAGCAAUGAGUUGUUGAAAGACUAUCGAAAUUUCGAAAGUAAAGCUACAAUAGUACCAUUUGCUGGUGGUAAGAUAUUGAUAAGUAAUCAAGACAUAAAAUCUAAUUCGCCAAUUGUUGAGUUGCUGGGAAAAUGUAUGCUUCAAGAGCAAUUUAUAAGUCAAAACAGUCAUGCAUAUAUAAAUGAUCCACCCGUAACAACUAAUCCACUGAAUAAGGUGCAUAAAACUCCUGGUCCGUUUGUAUUUUUUUAUCACCUACCAAAUGUAGAAGAUCAUACAAUUGAAGGAUCAACGUUAACUCAAUUGCAAGGCCAAAAAAUCUGUAUUGACUGCAGAACUUAUGGCAAUGAAGCUAGAUUUGUGAGGCGAUCUUGUCGUCCUAAUGCUAAAGUACAACAUAUUGUUGAAAAAAAUGCUGUUCAUUUGUUUAUUGUAGCAACUACUGACAUACGGGCAAGUACAGAAAUAACUAUAACUCAUGAGCCACAUGAUUUACUAGCAUUGGAAACCCCGAAAUCUAGUAAUAUUUCUGUGAUUUCAACAAGUACGCCUUUGCGUCAAAGUACUUAA
This is a messenger RNA of Teleopsis dalmanni, 4198 nucleotides long. RefSeq lists its product as uncharacterized. The record is from RefSeq and is a predicted model, not a curated record. Gene Ontology annotation, molecular function: protein binding. The transcript has 6 exons. Lineage: Eukaryota; Metazoa; Arthropoda; Insecta; Diptera; Diopsidae. Bases 449 to 4198 code for a protein of 1249 amino acids.